AAUAACAUGGCACGCGAAUGUGGUGCCACGUGAUAUAAACCGUAGUCAGUGUAUUUACACUAUGCACUUCAAACUUCUAAGCUAACACCGAGUUAACCAGCGGAUGGGAUGGAUUCCUUUAGUUUAUCACGUUUCAUUUUGCCUAAUAACAUGCAAAGGUGACGAUGAAAAUUUUGUUUCCACUGGAUUUAAGAAUCCAGUGCAAUUAAUUUUAAAGCUUGCCCGAACAGAGUUGGCACUUUGGCAGCAAAAACGAAAGGUUGAUGAUAAGUGCAAAGGAUUAUUACUUGCAAUAGUGAAGUGAUAAAAACUGAAUAUCCCAGCCACAAUUAAAGGCGAGGGAUGUAAAGUGAACAGUCAUUUAUCACUAUUUGAAAGUACGUUUUAUAUUACAACACGGAAACCUUUGAAACAAAUUUUGCAAAAAGUUUACUGAUUGCAAAAAUUCGAAUAAAAAGAAAGCUAGUACGAAAUCAUUCCUUUAUGCUAAGUUCACCUCUUGAAACCCUUUGAAAAUUUACCAGAGAUUGAUAAGAAAGAAAGCGUGAUAAAAUGCAUGAUCUGUGCAUCAAAUUGGCUCUUCCAGGAGACAGCCCUAGUCAAGCCCUUUAUUCCGUGUGGAGUCACGACAUUAGGUACUAACAGUGUUUGAUAUUAUCUAAAUACAAUCAAAGCACAAGCUGUCAGAAUCCGUAAGUUCCGGAGGCAAAUAACAAGCCUAUCCAACGCCACACUAUCUGUCGCGUUUUAUCACCACGGGGCGCUUACCCAUCUUGGAUUCCUUUCGCCGCAGCUUUUUUAGGCCUUUCCCGAUUCUUUUAUAACGCAGAGUUUGAUUGGCUGUUUGGAAACUUUAGUAAAACUUUCCUCCAAUACACAUCAAUUUGGCUAAAAAUUGUCGACUGCUACAGUGAUUAUAAAUCUGUACGGAAGCUGAACAUCUUAUCAGAACAGCCUCAUCACUUACUGCUGUCUGUUCGCUGUUGGCCUUGUUGUUGCGUGUCAGGUCUAGUACAUUUCUCCUUGAUUUCGUGUUAAAUUCGACGAAACAGCAAUCAUGGCAUCCGGAGCUUUCGAUCCUUCCGAUCCAGACUUUCAAUAUCUGGCUGUGGACAGAAAGAAGAUGCUGAGGGAACAGACUCAGCCCUUUGAUGGCAAGAAAAUGUGCUGGGUCCCUGAUGAGAAAGAAGGAUUUGUUGGUGCUGAGAUUCAGUCCUCCAAGGGAGAAGAAAUCACAGUCAAGACUAUUGAAAAGCAGGAGAAUCGUACAGUAAAGAAGGAUGAUAUCCAACAAAUGAAUCCACCCAAGUUUGAGAAGAUUGAAGACAUGGCCAACAUGACCUAUCUGAACGAGGCCUCUGUUUUGCAUAACUUGAGAUCCCGAUACUACAUGGGAAUGAUCUACACAUACUCUGGGCUGUUUUGUGUGGCUAUCAAUCCCUACCGUCGUCUACCAAUCUACACAGAGGGCAUCAUCGCUAAGUACAGAGGAAAAAGGAGAAUGGAGAUGCCUCCCCACUUGUUCUCCAUCGCAGACAAUGCUUACCAGUUCAUGGUACAAGAUCGUGAAAAUCAAUCCAUGCUUAUCACAGGAGAAUCUGGUGCCGGUAAAACUGAAAAUACCAAAAAGGUCAUCCAGUAUUUUGCCCACGUCGCUGCAAGUUUACAAAAGAAGGGCGAUGACGAGGAGAAAAAAGACUCGAAGAAGUCCACCACACUUGAGGACCAGAUUGUACAGGCUAACCCUGUACUCGAGGCCUAUGGUAACGCCAAAACUACGAGAAACAACAAUUCCUCCCGAUUCGGAAAAUUUAUUAGAAUUCACUUUGGACCUACCGGAAAAAUCGCUGGAGCAGAUAUUGAAACUUACCUGCUCGAGAAAUCUCGUGUGACAUUCCAACAACCAGCAGAGAGAGAUUACCACAUCUUCUACCAGCUGUUGUCCGGGGGACUGAAGGAUAUUAAAGAGAGACUGUUGUGCGACUGCGAUCCAGCUCUGUUCUCUUUCAUCAACCAAGGAGCUCUCACUGUCGAGGGAAUCGAUGACAUUGAGGAAAUGAGGAUCACUGACGAAGCCUUUGACGUUCUUGGUUUCACACAAGAUGAGAAGAAUAGUAUGUACAAAUGUACUGGUGCCAUCCUCCACAUGGGAGAGAUGAAAUUCAAACAGAGACCUCGUGAAGAGCAAGCAGAAGCUGAUGGCACUGCUGAGGCUGAAAGAGUAGCUUUCCUACUGGGUGUGAAUGCUGGAGAUUUAUUGAAAGCUCUCCUGAAACCCAAGAUUAAGGUUGGAACUGAAGUCGUCACCCAGGGUAGAAACAAGGAUCAGGUUGUAUACUCUGUUGGUGCCCUGGCCAAAUCCAUUUACGAUCGUAUGUUCAAAUGGCUUGUUAUGCGCGUCAACAAGACCCUUGACACCAAGGCCAAGAGAAAUUACUACAUCGGUGUCUUGGAUAUCGCUGGUUUCGAAAUCUUCGACUUUAACAGCUUUGAACAGCUGUGUAUCAACUACACCAACGAAAGGCUUCAACAAUUCUUCAACCACCAUAUGUUCAUCCUGGAACAAGAGGAAUACAAGAAGGAGGGUAUUCAGUGGGAAUUCAUUGACUUUGGAAUGGAUUUGCAAGCUUGCAUUGAUCUUAUUGAAAAGCCUAUGGGUAUUUUGUCUAUUCUGGAGGAAGAAUGCAUGUUCCCAAAAGCCAAUGACAACACCUUCAAGGAGAAGUUGUAUGCCAACCACAUGGGGAAAUCUCCCAACUUUGGAAAGCCUGGAAAACCAUCUAAACCUGGGCUUCCAUCUCCUCACUUUGAACUUCAUCACUACGCUGGAAGUGUACCAUACAACAUAUCCGGUUGGCUGGAAAAGAACAAGGAUCCCAUCAACGAAACUGUUGUAGAGCUGCUCAGCCACUCCAAGGAACAUCUGGUCCAGACUCUGUUCGCUACUCAUGUGGACCCAGCUGAGGCUGCAGGAACCAAGAAAAAGAAGAAAUCUGCUUCCUUCCAAACCAUCUCAGCUCUUCACAGGGAAUCUCUGAACAAACUGAUGAAAAACUUAUACAGUACACAUCCUCACUUCGUUCGCUGUAUCAUCCCCAACGAAUUCAAACAACCUGGUGUAAUUGAUGCUGCAUUGGUUUUGAACCAACUCCAAUGUAAUGGUGUGCUGGAAGGUAUCCGAAUUUGUAGGAAGGGAUUCCCAAGCAGAGUCAUUUACUCUGAGUUCAAACAAAGAUACUCUAUUUUGGCCCCCAACGCUAUCCCUCAAGGAUUCGCUGAUGGAAAAGUUGUCACCGAGAAGAUUCUUUUGGCUCUCCAAUUAGACCCCGCAGAGUACAGACUGGGUAACACUAAGGUCUUCUUUAAGGCCGGUGUACUCGGAAUGCUGGAAGAGAUGAGAGAUGAGCGUCUUGGAAAGAUUAUUUCCAUGUUCCAAGCCCAUAUUCGUGGAUAUCUGGUCCGCAAACAGUACAAGAAGCUCCAGGAUCAGAGAGUGGGACUUUCUCUCAUUCAGAGGAACAUUAGAAAAUGGUUGAUGCUCCGCAACUGGCAGUGGUGGAGAUUGUACUGCAAAGUCAAACCUCUCUUGAACAUUGCUCGUGCUGAGGAGGAAAUGAAAAAGAAGCUUGAGGAAAUGGAAAAAAUGAAAGAGGAACUUGAAAAGGUCAACCGUAUUAAGAAAGAGUUGGAGGAACAAAAUGUUACCCUUUUGGAACAGAAAAAUGACAUUUAUCUUCAGCUACAAACUGAACAAGAUUCUCUUGUUGAUGCUGAAGACAGAAUUGAGAAACUAGUGAACCAGAAGGGUGACCUAGAAGGUCAACUGAAAGAUAUGGAGGAGAGGCUUCUUGAUGAAGAAGAUGCAGCCGCAGAUUUGGAAGGUUUGAAAAAGAAAAUGGAGGGAGAGAAUGAUGAAUUGAAGAAGGACAUAGAGGAUUUAGAAAACUCUUUGGCUAAGGCUGAACAAGAAAAAUCAACACGAGACAAUCAAAUCAAGACUCUGCAGGACGAAAUGGCAUCACAGGAUGAAAUGAUAGCUCGUCUGAACAGAGACAAGAAAGGCAUGGAUGAGAGCUCCAAACAACUGAACGAGAAACUGCAGGCUGAGGAGGAUAAAGUCAAUCAUCUCAAUAAACUGAAACAGAAAUUGGAAUCCACUCUUGAUGAGCUGGAGGACAAUCUUGAAAGAGAGAAGAAGGUUAGAGGUGACGUUGAGAAAGCCAAGAGAAAACUUGAGCAAGACUUGAAAUCUACCCAAGGCUCUGUCGAGGAUCUCGAACGCAUCAAACGAGAAUUGGAAGAGGCCAAUAGAAAGAAAGAUGCCGAACUUGCUAACAUCAAUGCUCGUCUUGAAGAUGAGGGAGGACUUGUAGCUUCUCUGCAAAGAAAAAUCAAAGAACUACAGGCUAGAAUUGAAGAACUUGAAGAAGAACUUGAAGCAGAGCGGGCUUCAAGAACUAAGGUAGAGAAACAACGAGCUGAACUUAGUAGAGAAUUGGAAGAUCUUAGCGAACGUUUGGAUGAAGCUGGUGGUGCCACCUCUGCUCAGAUUGACUUGAACAAAAAGAGGGAACAAGAACUGUUGAAGCUUCGCCGUGACUUAGAAGAACAGACUCUUCAACAUGAAGCACAGGUCUCUUCUCUUCGCAAGAAGCAAUCCGACACUUCUAAUGAAAUGGCUGACCAAAUUGACCAACUUCAAAAAGCUAAGUCAAGAUUCGAAAAGGAGAAAAAGGAUCUCCACAGAGAGUGUGAAGAUCUCCAAGCACAAAUACAACAUGUUACAAAACAAAAGGGUUCUGUUGACAAAGUUACUAAACAACUUGAAAGCCAACUAUCAGAGGCCAACGCUAAGAUCGAUGAAGCCAACAGACAGUUACAUGACCUCAACAAUCAGAAGUCUAGGUUGAGCCAGGAAUCAUCAGACGUCAAUGCCCAGCUAGAGGAUGCUGAACACCGAAUUGGUACACUCACCAAAGAAAAAACAGCCCUCGCAAGCCAACUGGAGGAAGCCAGACGUUCACUGGAGGAGGAAACGAGAAUUAGACAGAAACUGCAGAGUGAUGUGAGAAAUCUGAACGCUGAUAUGGACACUCUCCGUGAACAGCUUGAGGAGGAACAAGAAUCUAAGGCUGAUGUUCAGCGACAACUGUCCAAAGCCAACAGCGAAGUGCAGCAGUGGCGAGCCAAGUUCGAAGGGGAAGGCACAGCUCGUGCUGAAGAACUCGAAGAGGCAAAGAGGAAACUCAUGGCCAAACUUCAAGAAGCCGAGCAAAAUGCAGAGUCUGCUAAUGCCAAGGUCAGUGCUCUUGAAAAAGCCAAAGCCAGACUGCAAGGCGAGAUGGAGGAUCUGAUGAUCGACGUCGAAAGAUCUAACGCUAAUGCCAACUCACUGGAGAAGAAACAACGAGCUUUCGAUAAGACCAUCCAGGAAUGGCAACAGAAGGUCAACGAUCUCCAACAGGAACUGGACAAUGCUCAGAAGGAGGCCCGUGGAUACUCUGCCGAACUGUUCCGUGUCAAGGCUCAGUACGAAGAAAGUCAGGACUCUAUUGAACAGUUGAGAAGAGAGAACAAGAACCUUGCCGAUGAGAUCCACGAGCUGACUGAUCAACUCUCUGAGGGAGGAAGAAGCGUUCACGAAGUUGAGAAAGCCAAGCGCCGUCUAGAAAUGGAAAAAGAAGAGCUGCAAGCUGCCCUGGAAGAAGCUGAAGCUGCAUUAGAACAAGAAGAAGCUAAAGUAAUGAGAUCUCAACUUGAGAUUUCCACCGUCCGUGCUGACAUUGACCGCAGGCUUCAUGAAAAGGAAGAAGAAUUUGAAAAUACUCGUCGCAACCACCAGCGUGCCAUGGACUCCAUGCAGGCAAGUCUUGAAGCUGAGGCCAAGGGCAAAGCUGAGAACAUGAGAAUCAAGAAGAAACUGGAACAAGACAUCAAUGAACUUGAAAUUGCUCUGGAUGCUGCGAACAGGGGAAAAGCUGACUUGGAAAAGAACAUCAAGAAAUAUCAACAACAAAGCAAAGAAAUGCAAACUCAAAUUGAGGAGGAACAACGGCAAAGGGAGGAGGCCCGUGAAGCCUACAACAUGGCUGAGCGCCGCUGCAUGAUAUUCCAAGGUGAAGUAGAGGAACUUAGAACAGCUCUUGAACAAGCUGAGAGGGCUAGAAAAGCAGCUGAAAGCGAACUUACAGAAGCUAACGAACGUGUCAAUGAACUAUCCGCCCAAGUAUCAUCUUUCCAGGGACAGAAGAGGAAGCUUGAAAGCGAUAUCCAAGCUAUGCAGACCGAUCUUGAUGAUAUGAACAACGAAGUCAAAUCUGCUGAUGAACGUGCCAAGAAAGCAGUAGCUGACGCCGCUCGUCUUGCUGACGAACUCCGUGCAGAGCAAGAACACAGUCAACAGAUUGAGAAAUUCCGCAAAGGACUUGAGGGACAAAUCAAAGAACUUCAGGUCAGACUCGAGGAAGCCGAAGCUCAGGCUCUGAAGGGAGGAAAGAAAAUGAUUGCUAAGCUUGAACAGAGGGUAAGAGAACUUGAGGGAGAACUCGACAGUGAACAGCGCAGACAUGCUGAAACACAGAAAAACAUGCGCAAGGCUGAUCGUCGUAUGAAGGAACUUGCCUUCCAGGCCGAUGAAGACCGCAAAAACCACGAAAGACUUCAAGAACUCAUUGACAAAUUGCAGGCCAAGAUCAAAACUUACAAGAGACAAGUCGAGGAAGCUGAGGAAAUUGCCGCUAUUAAUCUGGCUAAAUACCGCAAAGUUCAGCAUGAACUGGAAGACGCAGAGGAGAGGGCCGAUACUGCUGAAGGAUCCCUAUCCAAACUCCGUGCAAAGAACAGGAGCUCUGUGUCCGUAUCCCGCACCUCUGUCACCUCCUCAGUGACACCAAUUGUCGGCCGAGGGGUUAGUGUAGCCAGGACCGAUAGGGCAGCAUCAUCUGUUGCUCCUAAAUAAAUGAUCGGUCCCUUUGUAAAGGUAAAAAUGCAAGACGUGUAGGAGUCGUUAUAGUGUCUGGAAUUGUCUCUAGGUUUUGUCGUUUGAAAUUGGAUUUGAAAUAGAUUAGUUUUAGUGUUAGUAUUUUGACUACUUUUCAUGAUGAGCAUCACAGCAUCAGAACACCAAUCUAAUAAAUUGUUUUAUUUCCAUCCUACACUCUCGUGAUGGAGAAUGAUGAGUACAUUCCUUAGCUAGUAGAGUAAGUUAUAGUUGUUUGACCUUUUAGUGAUCCAAGCCCCCGACUUUUACCAAUCAUUCCGUAUGAUGUUCUAAAAAUAGCAUGCAAAAUACACAGAUAUCCAAUUACCCCAUUUUAUAUCAAGAUUUGGGCAUGCUGGUGUAAGAAUUUCACCAAGCUCUUGGCUUUGAUCCAAAAUAAUAUUUAUCUUGUACUGAAGUCUAAUACAUACCAAUUUUAUGGGAAAAAAUUCAGCAUGCAAACUUCUACAUUUGAAAUUUCCCCAUCUUUCCAAAAUAAUGGGUAAUAUGUAAGGCAAAACCCUUCAAACUCCUGGCAUGCACGAAACAAUAAUAUCAUCAAAAGUUGUUUUUUUUAAAAAUCCUCACCACGUAUAACUUCAUCCUACUCCUCCACAGAUCCGACAGUCCGAGUAAUCGUAAGUUUUCCAUCUGUUGAUUGGUUGGUUGUUUUUGACCUACAUGAGUUCAUUUCCGCCUUACAACAACAUGGCGAUCCUUGCAUUGACUUCACUCCAUCUUCAUGCUUAUAACAUGGUCAUGCCUCAAGCAUGGUUUUUGUUUGUUGUUAUAUUUUCUAAAGUUAACAUUUUCUUUUUUGUUCCAUUAUGGAAUUCAAAAAUAAUAAAUUUUCAAUAAACUCUUGAUGACACGAAAAUGUGUGUUAACAUCUGAGCAUGUUACCCCUAUUCAUUCUUCCUCUGUUGUAAGAAAAAUUAUAAACAGACCAAAGAUUGUAUAGGAUGCUUGUUGACCAUUGAAUGGUAGCAGUGUUACAGUUGUGUACAUGUUUUCAGUUGAUCUUGAAGUGUAAGUAACGGUUUUUUGCUGUUUACACCUAUAAUCUAUUUUUAUUCUCUGACCUAUCAAAUAAUUGACAUGCUUUGCUGACAUGUUUUUCUCUCUUGUUUUUUCAGGGGCCAAGUUCGAAUCCAAAUCUCCUGUCACCACGUGUGCGCGCAUCGUCUUCUUAUCGCUCUGUCACGCCCUCUUUUGAUAUUAAUGACAGCUAUUAAACUAAUGUGCCGGAAUUGUGCAAUAAUGUGUAGCUUUAGCAUUUGUGCCUCCAUCUUUUAUAAGAUUAUAAAAAAAACAUUGUCAGUUUGUCAUUGGGAAGAAUGGGCGGUAACGUAACUAAACUCUUUAGGAUGGACUAUCCGUGAAUGUGCAGUUUUGUUUAUUUAUUAUACAUUGUUCAUUUGUCUCGAAGUCUUUAUUUAUUUUUAUUCCGAGUACACAUCUAUAAUUUGUAUAGGUUUGAGUGUACACGACAUAAUAGCACAAUGAAACAAAAAUGUAGAGUUUGGUUUCUGUUGUGUUUUGUGACAUAGACAUUAAAGCUAUUGUAUUUCU
Messenger RNA from Ostrea edulis (European flat oyster), 8551 nucleotides. Its product is annotated as myosin heavy chain, striated muscle-like. The record is from RefSeq and is a predicted model, not a curated record. Gene Ontology annotation, molecular function: cytoskeletal motor activity; ATP binding; actin filament binding. NCBI's taxonomy places the organism in Eukaryota, Metazoa, Mollusca, Bivalvia, Ostreida, Ostreidae. The coding region runs from base 1058 to 6958 and encodes 1966 amino acids. Gene Ontology annotation, cellular component: myosin complex. The transcript has 38 exons.